Molecule: messenger RNA, 3135 nt
Organism: Cantharellus anzutake
Lineage: Eukaryota; Fungi; Basidiomycota; Agaricomycetes; Cantharellales; Hydnaceae
Exons: 1
Coding region: 1-3135 (1044 amino acids)
Source: RefSeq, a predicted model, not a curated record
AUGGCGCUUAGUUCGCCUCCAGUGAUGGCCUCAGCCCUGGCAGCUGCAGUGCCCAUGUUCUAUGUUGAACCUAUGCCAAUGCCUAGACCCCGCAGCCGCGAAGCUCCACGGUUUAAGGGCAGGCAGAUCAUGAAGUUCCUUCACGAGUUUGAGAUGUUGGCGCAUGCCGCACUCCUCACAGACCCAGAGAAGUGCAGCUACCUGAUAGCCUAUUGCACCGAGAGGGAAGCCGAGCUUGUUCAGACAUUCCCUGGACUUGAGACCCAGAGUUGGUCGUCGCUCAAGUCGGAUUUGCUGAGCUUCUACAGCACCGACGACGAAGAGCCAGUUUAUCGCAAGAAAGACCUCCACAAGUUGGUGGAGAAAGACCGCAAGAUGAGAUGCUUAGAGCACCUUGCACGUUACCAGCGAAAGUUCCGUGUAAUCGCUGCGAGUUUGGAAGCGAAGAACGCCCUUACCGCCUCAGAGCGUGAUGACUUAUUUUACCAAGGAUUCCCGUCCAAGUUCAGACGCGAACUCAGGUAUGACCUCAAGGUUCAAGGCCUGUGGUCUGAUUCGACCCAGCCUCCCCAUAUGAACAAUGUUGUCGCAGUUGCACGAGAACUGCUCCGAGACGAUUCAUACGAUGUUGACUUCGACAUGAAGUCCGAGCCAGUCGAUGACUUGGCUGACAGAUGUGAUAGCGCGACCCUGUAUCAGAUAGCAGAACAGAGUUCCACGCAUACUGUGUUCCCAGAGUUCCCAGCACAACCUGCAGAUCAGAGCGACGUUAUGCCUGAGUUUGGCACAGACACGAGUUCCGAUGUCCAAGAUACUCCGAUCAGAGAGUCGGCAGUCAAACAAUGCGAAUCCCAUGACCUAGAGGGCUCAGCUAUCCAUGAGGAGGCUUUGCCACCACGUAGGCAUACUCCAGUGCUCCAAGAGUGGGCAGAUGACCAGAGCGCAUCGACGCAUGUUGCAUAUCUUUCGGAUCCCACUUGUGAUGUCUCCGAGUCCAAGUUGAGCGGACAUUUCGAAGUCCAUGCCAAUGUCCCAGCAGUUCCCUUAGAGGAGUGCACACCAGAAGUUGAAGUCGAAGUCAGAAGCGAAGCGCUGCAAACUGAAUUGAGUCGCGCUCACAUUCAGUCUGAAGCCGAUCGUGCGCCGAUUGCCGCAUCCAUCUCUAGCGCUGAGAGCCUAGAAUCUAGCACUUAUGACCAACUAGAGAGCCCUGUUGAAGUACCAGAGCUAGAACCAAAAGAGCUUAGGCCUAUCGGCCUUGAACGCAUCUCAGAUCCGCAAAUUUGCGAAGAUAACUUAGCUCCUCAGGCCUCGGAUUGGGCCGAGACUACCCAUACGUGCUCAGACGAAGCUAGAAUACCUCAUACGAUGGAGGCGACGACUUUUAUUGACAAGAAAGAGCCGAUUGACUCAAGCACGAUGACUUUGAAUCCGCGAGACUUUGACCCGCACCCGGUCUUAGAUUUCACUCAGGAACUGGAGUGGCAACUAUCCGAAGUGACCCCUGGUGAUCCUACGGCGGCCAGAGAGCCUCGAUCUGACGAUGCAGACACUCUUGUGACAACCAUUGAGCCUGGAGUGUUGCUCACAUUCAAGAAUGCGACCACAUACUAUCCGAUCUCAGAGUUUGAGUUGGAAUUUGCAGUUAUGCAUGAUGCAAAUGGACAUUUGAUGCCAGACGAUUGCUAUCGUCCAUCGUAUGAACCAAAAGAGAAUAGUGCUUUAGUGCCUGAUCAUGGCCAGAGCCCCGCAUAUCGCAGAAUAAGCGCCCAGUUAGUGAAGAUGGCGAAAUUCUACCCUUUUGAUCCUGGAAUCGAGCUCAACGCGACCAGAGCCAUUCCAGAAGUGCAGGGAGAUUCCCAGCGCUUCAUUCCAUGCGACAUACCAGACCAGUUUAUUGCCAGCCAGAGUUCUGCGCAACUUGAACCCGAGUUCAGUGGGAACUUUGAGAUUGAGCCCCAGGAUUGCACCACAGGGAGAAAACGCGAUGACACGCAUCCCAGUCCAGUCCAGAGAAGUGUAGCGGCAGUCCAAGUAGUCGACCCAGCUGCUGCAGCCGUCGAUUUUGAGCUCCCAAGAGAUCCAGCUAGCGCAACGCUCGGAUUGAGUCCAUGUUGUGUAGCACAGACGUGCCAUGAGUGUAGAGUCAAGCCAGACGAGAGCCUUAGAGCCUCAGACUCUUUUAGUUCGCACAUAAACACCAGACUGGUUGAGAACGGAGUGAUAGUUUCAAGCGCAGAGACCGAGCGCGAAGAGAAUGAUGGUGCUGAGCACACCACAGCCAUACUGGAAGUUGCACACGAGAAUGCGAUUAAAAACAACACUGUGUACCUUAUUGAAGUCUCACAGAUCGCUGACCCAGUGGAGUAUUUCACUUGGAAUUCCGGAUAUGAAUCCGACGACACUGCAGUUGACAGUGAAGCGCCUGAGUGUGCCAGACUCACUAUCUCACACGAAGCUGUUCCUGCUGUUGUGCCACACGAAAAACGAGUCAAUGAUUUGAUUUAUCACUACACUAUCAUACAUCAAGGUUACAUGAUGACGAAAAAUCUCACUGUUGAACUUUGUGCCGAUCCCACGGAAGCGCUUGAGUGCGCAGGUACUCUAUGCUCACCCGAUUUCUUUGAUGAUGGAUACAAAUGUCCACCUGAGAAAGACCCAGACAAGGUCUUGAGCACAAACCAGAAUGCGGGCAACGAGCUGGCCCAAGCAUGCGAGUCCGAGUUGACUCAAGUGGCCGAUUGCAUAUUAGUCACCGAGAUCCAGGUUGACAUUUGCAAACCAGAGACGUCAGAGCACUCUCUCGUCAUUCAAGAACACACUGUAGUCAUCAGAGAGUCCACACCAGACAUGACAAGCAAGUUUGGUGGCAAGCUAGACAAAGCGCGAGUCAGAACAGUAGCGCCAGAGUGCGCUGAGCUUAAGUCAAAAGAGCUAAGGCCUCCCAGCCUCAGCGACGAGCUCGAUUGGCCUCAUACGACGUCGAUCUCAGUACCAGAAGAGAUUCCAGAUGGUUUUGACCAAGUUCCGGCAAAGAGAGUCGAGGAGAUGACGCGCGAGCGCAUCGCUAAAAGAGCUAAGGCCUCCGGCCCCAGCACUCCUCUUGAUGAUGAAUCCACCAAGGCUUUGAGCUAG